AUUCGAGAGAAGGGUGGAUAUUCUCUCUAGGGGCUACAUUGUAACAAUUAAGAAAUGUACGUAGCCCGUAAUCUAGGUUACAUUUUAACAAUCUAAAUUGUAACUAUUUAAAAUAUAUACAGUUGAAAAUUGUAGCCAUUAGCCAACAAAUGCUUAGCCACACGACAGUGCAAUUUAAUUAUCAAGAAGUUCUCUAGUAGGAAGUUGACUUUCACCUCAUAGGCUACGAAAAGGGGGCUUUCUCAGAAAGGGAAACACGUAAUGUAACCCAGGCUACUUCUAUAGCAGUGUUAAUAGAUCGGACGAAUUGUCAACGAGAUUUCAAAGAAAAUGUCGAUCUCACUUCUGACUGUCUUUCUUGCGGAAGCAAUACUCUGCACAGUUUCAGGUGAACAGCUCUACAGAAAAGUGGGAGGUGAGCUCGUGUUGACGCCUGACAAGUCCACAGUGACUGACCCCAUCACAAGCAUCCUAUGGAAGCAUGGGAAGAACAAGGUGGCAGAGUGGGACAAGGAUUUUGGUGGUCUGGACAUCUAUGCUGCCUUCAAAGAGCGUACAACCCUGGACCAGACUACUGGAGAGCUGAGAAUCAGUGGAUUGAAGAAAACAGACAGUGGAGAUUAUUCUGUGGAAUUCAACAGCAAACUGCUUGACCAGACAUAUAAACUAUUUGUUAUCAAGGCAGUCCCCAAACCCAAAAUCACUUCUUCCUGUAACCCAGACAAAACCUGCAAUCUGACCUGUGAGGGCAACACCACUGAUGCUGAACCAGUCACCUACAGCUGGAAACAGGGAGAGGGGGCGUGGGAGGACUUAGACAAACAGAUUAAUAUCAAUAAGAGAGACACUGGCAAAUCAACCAACAGUUACACGUACUUCUGCAAGAUGAAGAACUCUGCUGGGGAAGGUGAAGUCAGCGAGCCAGUGGUGUUAGGCUCAGAUGGCUGGUUGACCAAGGCCAGGUUCAUUGGUAUUUCUGUCUUUGUUCUUGCUGUUGCUGGAGUUCUAUCGUUCAUUUUUGGUCAUAGAGCUAAAACGGGAGUUUGGAUCUAUGAGAAAGAAUCAAUGCCUUGGAAAGGAGAAUUCUGGAGAAACCAGAGAGAAGUGGGACCUACCACUGACACAUCAAAUGGAGUUUCUGCAUCCACAGAGGAAGCCUUGGCGAGGGAAAAUUAUCAUAAAGAUGAUUCGGUAUUGUAGGAUGGAAUCAGUAUGACAGCUAUGAGCCAUUGACCAACUCAUCAUUUUCGGCUGUUGACACCACAAAAUCGACACUGGUGUUGACAUCACAGUUCCACAUGAAUGACUGCCACGUCCACUCUGUCUCAAACUGUUUAACCCGGACACUGCAUUAUAACUUGCUUAUCCACUCAAACUGUUUAACCCAGACACUGCAUUAUAACUUGCUUAUCCACUCAAACUGUUUAACCCAGACACUGCAUUAUAACUUGCUUAUCCACUCAAACUGUUUAACCCAGACACUGCAUUAUAACUUGCUUAUCCACUCAAACUGUUUAACCCAGACACUGCAUUAUAACUUGCUUAUCCACUCAAACUGUUUAACCCGGACACUGCAUUAUAACUUGCUUAUCCACUCAAACUGUUUAACCCGGACACUGCAUUAUAACUUGCUUAUCCACUCAAAUGUUGCUUCCUCAACAGUUUCUUCAAACUGUUUUGUAUAUAUUUAAUGUAUAUAUUAUCUAGAUAUUAAACUGUCUUAAUGACA
Messenger RNA from Oncorhynchus tshawytscha (Chinook salmon), 1729 nucleotides. Its product is annotated as SLAM family member 8. The record is from RefSeq and is a predicted model, not a curated record. The transcript has 10 exons. Bases 331 to 1200 code for a protein of 289 amino acids. NCBI's taxonomy places the organism in Eukaryota, Metazoa, Chordata, Actinopteri, Salmoniformes, Salmonidae.